Molecule: messenger RNA, 5318 nt
Organism: Girardinichthys multiradiatus
Lineage: Eukaryota; Metazoa; Chordata; Actinopteri; Cyprinodontiformes; Goodeidae
Product: NLR family CARD domain-containing protein 3-like
Exons: 6
Coding region: 1036-4083 (1015 amino acids)
Molecular function (GO): protein binding
Source: RefSeq, a predicted model, not a curated record
UGUAUUAGAACAAGUAAGAGGUAUCACAGUAGAGAGAAAUCUGAUCAAACGAGAGAGUUUCACACACCAAACAAUUCACCGAGUGCAACAGCGAAAACAGGAAGUGACAAAUACGCCUUACCACACCUGUGGUAAGGCGUAAAUAGGAGAGUUGAAAGGAACCAAUACAAAACAUGAACAUAAAACGAGAGCAAAGCUAAGGAACCAGAGGACUAUAAUAAUAAUAAUAAUAAUAAUAAUAAUAAUAAUAAUAUUAAUAAUAAUAAUGAAACCAUUGUAAGUACAUAAAUAGGAAAGAAACACUAAGGGCGAGAGGAGAACACACUGGGAGGCAAAAGGAAACCAGAACUGUCAGAAAACAGAAAGCAAUAAACAUGAAUACAAAACCACAAACAAGAACAUCUAGCAAAACAAAACACAAAACCACAAAGUCCAAAAUGUCACAUCCUGACACUAAUGGUACUCACGUUCAUUUCCUUUACUUCAUUGUUGUUAGUAAGGUUUUACCUUAUGAGGUAAUUCCUUUAGGUUUAGUUUUGUUUAUUUUUUUGUGUUCUGUUUCUUAUGUAUUCUAGUUUAUUACCUUAGGUUUGUAUUUGUCCUUUUCCCUCGGUUAAGUGUAACAUUGUGUCUUACUUUAGCCCCCUCUGUGUUAAAUAGUCUCCCUCCCUCCGACUCCCUGCUUAUCUUCUUCCUCAGCUUCUCCAUAUUGUCUCCUGAUUAAGACUCCAGCAUCCAAUGGUAUUUUCCACCAUUUCUUUAUUACUUUUGUUCACUAUUGGUCAUCUUUCUUUGCUGGACCCUCUUGUUACACUUCCCGUUUUAUUUGGUUUGCCUGCAUGUUCCUACAUGCUUUCCUUACCCUGCUUGUUAAAAUGUUCUUUAAAAUUACACCAGCGUCUUGAAAUUGCAAUUAAUAAAAAGUCUCCAGUAAGUGAAGAGAGUUUUAAUAUGUUGCCAUUUUGUGUUAUAAUCCAUAAAAAAAUUUUAAGCUAUUCCUGUUGACAAAAACAUUGAUGAACUGUUCUUGGAUGUAUGCAGGAAGAAAAGAUGACAGCAUCUACAGGGUAUCUGCUGGAAAUUCUUGAGAAUCUAGAAGCAGAGGAGCUGAAAAAAUUCAAAUGGUACCUGCAGCAGCAUGGUACCCUGGAAAACUUUCCUGCGAUCCCAAAGAGUCGACUGGAAAAUGCGGACAGGGAGGACACUAUUGAUCAGAUGGUCCUCACCUACUGUAUAAACACCGUUGAAAUUGCUAAAAUUGUCCUUGGGAAGAUAUACAGAAAUGACCUUGUGGAGAACUUAUCACAGAAGUCUUUAAAACCUGCAGAUAUCCUUGGCGAGUGUCAACGAAAACUCAAAUCCAGGCUGCAAAUAAAGUACCAAUAUGUGUUGGAGAAAAUCACAAAAACACAAAAUUCUAAACUUCUUAACGACAUCUACACAGAGAUUUACAUCACAAAGGAGCAAACUGGAGAGAUCAACGAGGAGCAUGAAGUGAGACGGAUUGAAAUGGUGUCCAGUAAACCAGGAGCUGUAGAAACAACAAUCAGCCAAGAAGACCUCUUUAAAACUUUCAUGUCAACAGAAGGACCAGUGAAAGCAGUGAUAACAAAGGGAGUGGCUGGCAUUGGGAAAACAAUCUUGACACAGAAGUUUAUUCUGGACUGGGCUGAAUACAAGGCCCACCAAAACUUCCAGUUUGUUUUUCCAUUCACUUUCAAAGAACUAAAUUUGCUGAAGCAGAAAAGGUUCAGCCUGCUGGGGCUUAUUCAUCACUUCUUUCCAGAAACUAAGGAAGCAGGAAUCUGCAGGUUUGAAGAGUUCAAGACUGUGUUAAUCUUUGAUGGUCUGGAUGAGUGUCGACUCCCUCUGGACUUUUGUAGCAAUGAGAUUCUGACUGAGUCUACAGAGUCUACCUCAGUGGAUGUACUGCUCACCAACCUAAUCAUGGGCAAGCUACUUCCCUUUGCUCACCGCUGGAUAACCACCCGACCUGCAGCAGUCAAUCAGAUUGAUUCUGAUUUUGUUGGUAUAGUGACAGAGGUCAGAGGGUUCACUGACCCUCAGAAGGAGGAGUACUUCCAGAAGAGAUUUACUAAUGAGGAGCAGGCCAGCAGGAUCAUCUCUCACAUCAAGGCAUCCCGAACCCUCCACAUCAUGUGUCACAUUCCAGUCUUCUGCUGGAUCACUGCUACAGUUCUGGAGAGAGUGUUAAAAAAAGGACAAGAAAGUGAGCUGCCUAAGACCCUCACAGAGAUGUACAUCCACUUCCUGGUGGUUCAGACCAAACUGAAAAAUGUUAAGUAUCAUGAGAAAUCAGACCCAGGUGCACACUGGAAUCCAGAAAACAAGGAGAUGAUCAAGUCUCUUGGAAAGCUGGCUUUUAAUCAGCUGCAGAAAGGAAACCUAAUCUUCUAUGAAUCAGACCUGGAAGAGUGUGGCAUUGACAUCACAGAGGCCUCGGUGUACUCAGGAGUGUUUACAGAGAUCUUCAAAGAGGAGAUUGGGCUGUAUUGGAACAAAUACUUCUGCUUUGUCCAUUUGAGCAUUCAGGAGUUUCUGGCUGCUCUUCAUGUUCAUUUGACCUUUAACAACUCUGGGGUCAACUUGUUGGAAGAGGACCAGCCCUGUGAAAGUGAAGUCCCUAAAUACAAAUAUGAACCAAAUUAUCUCUACCAAAGAGCUGUGGACAAAGCCUUACAAAGUCAAAAUGGACACCUUGACUUGUUCCUCCGAUUCCUUCUGGGUUUAUCGCUGGAAACCAACCAGUGUCUUCUAAGAGGCCUGCUGUCACCACAAAAAAAGAAUUCAAAAACCGUUCAGCACACAGUCCAGUACAUCAAGGAGAAGGUCAGCAAGGGCUUCUCUCCAGAGCGAAGCAUCAAUAUGUUCCAUUGCCUGAAUGAACUGAAGGAUCGCUCUCUUGUCAAUGAGAUUCAAUGGUAUUUGAAGUCUGGAAGCCUUCGUGCAGACAAGCUGUUUCCUGCUCACUGGGCAGCUCUGGUCUUUAUUUUAAUGUCUUCAGAAAAAGAUCUGGAUGAGUUUGACUUAAAGAAGUACUCUGCAUCAGAAGAGGCUCUUAGGUGGCUGUUGCCAGUGGUCAAAGUCUGUAGAAAAGCUUGUCUGCAUGCCUGUAACCUAUCUGAGAGAGGUUGUGAAGCCCUGUCUUCAGUUCUUAGCAUCCAGUCGUCUGGUCUGAGAGAACUGGACCUGACAAACAACGACCUACGAGAUUCAGGGGUGAAACUUCUCUCUGUUGGUCUAAAGAGUCCAUACUGUCAACUGGAAACUCUCAGGCUUUCAGGCUGUCUAAUCACAGAGGAUGGGUGUGCUUCUCUGGCUUCAGCUCUUGGAUCAAAUCCCUCCCACCUUAAGGAGCUGGACCUGAGCUACAACCAUCCAGGAGACUCAGGAGUGAAGAUUUUAUCUGCUGGAUUACAGGAUCCAAACUGGAUGCUCAAGACUCUCAAUGUGGACCACUGUGGAGAGCACAGACUGAAACCUGGCCUAAAAAAGUAUGCUUAUGAGCUGACACUGGACCCAAACACAGCUCACACCAAACUCAAAGUCUCUGAUGACCUAAAAGAGGCGAGACGAGUGAAAGAAGAUCAACCAUACCUCGACCAUCCAGACAGAUUUGAUUACAACUGUCACCUAUUAUGCCAGCAGGGUCUGACUGGGCGCUGCUACUGGGAGGUUAACUGGGAAGGGAUGGUUCACAUAGCAAUGACUUACAAGAGGAUCCAAAGGAAAGGAAACAGCAUCCACUGCAAGCUUGGGGGAUUAAAACAGUCAUGGAGUCUGAUCUGUGGCUCUGAUGGUUACUUUAUCCGGGAUGAUAAUAAAGAGGCACCUGUCUCCUGUCCUUCCUCCUUUCCCUCAUCAUCUCUCUCCUGGCAAUCCUUGGUCUCUAACAGAGUUGCUGUUUAUGUGGACAGUCCUGCUGGAAUCCUGUCCUUCUACAGAGUCUCGUCUGACACACUGACUCAUCUCCACACCAUCAAAACUACAUUCAUGGAGCCCCUUUAUCCUGCGUUUGGCUUUCGCAAAUCUAAUUCCUCAGUGUCUUUAUGUUCUCUGUAGAACAUAAAACCUAGUUUUUGAAAAUUGCUUCAAUGCAUUGCAAAAGCAUUUAUUUCUCUUUGAGUUGUUUUCACUUUUUGUCAUUUUAGAACCACAAUUUAAUUAAUUUUGGAGGGAUUUAUGUGACUGGCCAACAAAAAGUAGGGCAUAAAUGUAAAAUAAACAACAAUUUAAUAAACAAUUACACAUUGAAAAACCUUACAAAUAAAAAUCGGAAAAGUGUGGCAUGCAUUUAUAUUGAGGCCUCUUGAGUCAAUACUUUGUAGAACUGCAUUUGGCUGCAGUUCCAGCUGCAAAUCAUUUGGAUAAUGUCUCUACCGGCUUACAUCUAAAGACUGACAUUUUUGUUUUUUCCCCUUUUUCAAAUCAUAGCUUUCAGAGUAUAAAGGGCAAAAUACAUAAACAUGAUACACUUUUCAGCUUUUUCAUUUUUGGAUAAAACUUUGUUAAAUUUCCUUCUACUUUGUAAUUAUGCACUACUAUGUGUUUGUCUAAAAUCCAGAGCAAAUUAAUUGAAGUUUUUGGUUGUAAAGUGAAAAAGUAUGAACACGUUGAAGGGUUGUAAAGUUUUUCGAGGGAUCGUACAUCAUCUGAUAUGAUCUUACAUCUGAUUUAUGCAAAAUGUUUUACAUAAAUCUUUUCCUACCCUGCCUGAUAUAAUCACUGGACAUUUUAGAGCAUUCUAACCCAUCGUUGAAACUAAUCAUUAAAACUAAUGAAGAAUAAAAUCAAUUGUAAUAUUUGAGCUUUUGUCAAAGACUUACCGUGUACAAAGUGCAAGCUGAUUGUAAGAUAAUCUUUAUGAGUACAAUUUUGAUACGUAUGUUGUUUUUACCCCCUCUGCUGGACAAAUGAUAGAACUACACCCUCUGAGAUCAAGUUAUAUUAAAAGGUUGUUUAAACAUAAAAGACACAACAACAAAAGCUUUCAUGUAUUUUUCUGUGGAUGUUAUUUUUUACUGUUUUACCAGAAUUAAACAGUAUUUCUCUAUGUAAGCUAAGCUCAAACAGAGGAUGUCAAAAUCAGUUUCAAGUGCUCACAGCACACGAACAAUAAGAAUGAAAAUAAAACCUUUAAAAGAAAUUAAAAAGGAUAAAGGUAUGUACAUUUAUUUAGCAUAAUGCCAGAUUCAUACAUACCACUGUCUCAUGACUUGUAGAAAUAACAGGAAUCUGGGAGCUUUAAUCAUGACCUGCUUCAGAUUAAACUGGUUUGGCACCAUUUUACACCAAAA